CACACUCUGUUCUCCAUCUGUCACUCCCGUGUGCACUUCUGUGUGUGCAGCACAUUUGCGUCAGACGCUUGCCGGCGAGCUCUGAAGUAUGGCUGAGAGAAGUUCUGGUUUGCCCAGCUCAGUCGGUCCAUGUGUCGCCGUUUUCCAUGAUAAAUUCCGCCCCCUCCCUCCUAUCACUCUAUCCAGCUCCUCUCUGACAUGCAACAAAGAACUACCUUCUCAUGCUGUGACUUUAAGAGUAGACACUUGUUCCUUUCUGUCUUGCCGGUGUUUUCAUUAAAGUCUGCCCGCCGUGUGCCUCAUUUCCUCCCCCCUCUCCAUCUCUUUCUCUCUUUCUUUCAACCGCUCCCGCUCAGUCAGACCCUCCAUCAAAGUCCCGGAGGCCUUCACUGCCGCGAUCUCAGCAUGACCAAAGUGCCAUUUCAAAGGCUUUUCAUAUGACACAUGCCAGCCGGUCCUUCCAGGAUGGCGUCCAUGUUGCCGUUUCGUGCUCACUAACCUGUAAUCUGCUUCUCGAGCUGCACUUUUUAAUGACAGCCUCUUAGCAUCUGCCGCAGCACUAUUUUCCAGGCUGUCUCUAUGUCUGUUCUCCUACUCUACUGGUCCGUCACCUGUGCCCCCCUCUCUUCGUCUCUCUCUCUCUCCCUCUCUCCCUCCCUUUCUCUCUCUCCCUCCCCUUCUCUCCCUCGCUCUCUCUCUCUCUCUCUCUUUCUUGCGCUCUCUCACUCUUCCUCUGACACACACGCACAAGCACUGAAAUAGAAUGGACUAAAACCCUCGCUGAUUUUUUUUUUACCUUUUUAAAGGAUUUUUUUUCUUUUCUCCCCUCAUACUUUCUCUCUGUCACCCCUUUUUCAUCCCUUCAUCUCUAUACAGCCAUUUCUUUCCUUCAUUGACUUUAUCCGGUUCAUCCGUUGAUUUGUUUUGUUUUAUUUAUUUUAUUUUUUUUUUUUACAUUCGAUAAUCAUAAAUAGGCAUUGUGGUCUCCGCCUCCAUGAAACUCCAUUCAUUUCACAGUUUCAUUUGGGUUCAUUUAAAGGGGGGGAUGCUUUUGUGUUUGAGUAAGUGUUUUUAAAAAAUCAUUUUUAGCAAUACGAGGAUAGGAGGGUGGGGGUUUUGCAGAAAAUUUUAACUGGAUUACCAGCCGACCAAAAACUUAUACCAGAAUUAGUGUGUGUGUGAGGCAGAAUUUUGGACAUAGCUGGAUAAGUGCAGAAAUUUAUUCUGCCACCUCAUAGUUUCUAUGCUGAUGUUUUGCCUCUUCUGCUAAGAAUAAAUGUUCCACCUCAGCUGUGUUUGAAGUUCGCCGGAGAGGUUUUAUAGAGCUUGGUUUAAUAACUGUGAUUAAAUGAAUUUUGGAUUGUCUUUUUUUUAUUUGUAUGUUUAAUUUUUUGAGGAGUAUAUGUAUGACUGGGAACGAAUUCCUGUUUGAAACAGUCAUAUUCUUUUCAAUUCUGGACUGUAUUUUUCUCUACUGGACUAAAAACUGAUUUUAAUACUUUUUUCUACUAUUAAUUUUGAAUGGAAUUUUCCCAUCCAGGAAUAAGGACCACAUUUUCAGUUUUUAGCAUUAGUAUUGAUACAAAUAUGAUGUAAUACUUUUCUCUCUUGAGACAUCUGAAAUGCAAGCAGUGCAUGGAAGGGGUUAAUUAGACUGCCGCAGUGAAGCACCAAGCCGAACAACACGACAGUUUCGGCGGCGAUGAAAUAAAGCAGUGAAGACGGACGCAGGACAGCAGAAGAAAGAGAAAACAGCAAGUCUGUUCCACCCGCUUCUUUGGACAUUCCGGAAACUUCCCCCAUACGUUUCCUUCAGCUGCUCUGUUAUCAGUUCACCCUCCCUCUGUCUGGGGCUAUGAGAGGGAGAGCGGAGUUCCUGGUCACUCCAUCAUGCCAGUUCUGAGAAGCAGGGAUGAGAUCCGGGCUGGCAGUUCACAAGGCCAGACUCUGCUGCUAAGGGGGUCCGUUCCAGUUGCCAGGAAGCUCACGGGCGUGUGAAACGGAUCUGGCCACGGUCGCCACAUCCCGCCCCCCCAGGCAGGGAUUACGUCUCCACUCCUCCGUCAUGCCUGUGUGCCACGGUCGUACGUCCUCCGCCUCCCAGGACCGCCGUGUCUUUCCCAGGGGCUCCCUGCAUCUCUCCCCACAUUUCUUCCUCCUCUUCUUGUACGUCCUGUCACUGGCCACCCCAGGCAUGUGUCGGCGGGACAAGGGCGGACCCGGCGGACAGGAGAGGGGCGGACCGCACUACAUCCCUGUGGCACCGCCCCCCCCGCCGCCCAACAAGCUAACGCAGGGCCUGAGUAUUGCUGUGGUGCUAGUGGGCAACUCCAGCGAACUGGCGCUGGCUGAGGGCCGCGAAAAGGACGAUUUCCAGCACAUGCCACUGCCACCCAACGUGGAGCUGGUCACCAUGAAUGAGACGGACCCCAAGAGCAUCAUCACGCGCAUCUGCGAUCUGAUGACCAAGCACUGGCUGCAGGGUGUGGUUUUCGGUGAUGAUACCGACCAGGAGGCCAUCGCCCAGAUCCUGGACUUCAUCUCUGCCCAGACGCACAUCCCCAUCCUGGGCAUCCGUGGCGGCUCAUCCAUGAUCAUGGCGGCCAAGGAUGACAACUCCAUGUUCUUCCAGUUCGGUCCGUCCAUCGAGCAGCAGGCGUCAGUCAUGUUGAACAUCAUGGAGGAGUACGACUGGUACAUUUUUUCAAUCGUCACCACCUACUAUCCUGGCAAUAAAGACUUUGUGAACAAGAUCCGCAGCACCAUCGAGAACAGCUUCGUGGGCUGGGAGCUGGAGGAGGUGCUGCUGCUGGACAUGUCGGUGGACGACGGUGACUCCAAGAUCCAGAACCAGCUGAAGAAGCUGCAGAGCCCCGUCAUCCUGCUCUACUGCACCAAGGAGGAGGCAACCACGAUCUUUGGGGUUGCCCACUCCGUGGGCCUCACGGGAUAUGGCUACACCUGGAUUGUGCCAUCGCUGGUAGCCGGGGAUGCCGACAACGUGCCUGCGGAGUUCCCCACGGGUCUGAUCUCUGUGUCAUACGAUGAGUGGGACUACACCCUGGAGGCCCGGGUUCGUGAUGGGGUAGCUGUUAUCGCCAUGGCGACCUCCACCAUGAUGCUCGACAGGGGGCCACACACCCUUCUGAAGUCUGAGUGCCAUGGAGCCCCGGACAAGAAGGGAACUGGCAAUCCUAACGAAGUGCUCAGGUACCUCAUGAACGUGACGUUCGAGGGCCGUAACCUGUCCUUCAGCGAGGAUGGUUACCAGAUGCACCCCAAGCUGGUUAUCAUCCUGUUGGACAAGGAGAGGCAGUGGACCAGAGUUGGGAAGUGGGAGAAUGGAUCGCUGAGCAUGAAGUACCACGUGUGGCCUCGCUUUGAACUGUACUCGGAUGCCGAGGAGCGCGAGGAUGAUCACCUGUCCAUUGUCACACUGGAGGAAGCGCCCUUCGUCAUCGUGGAGGACGUGGACCCGCUGAGUGGCACCUGCAUGAGGAACACAGUGCCCUGCAGGAAACAGCUCAAAUUCCACAACCAGACCAAAGAAUCCGGCAUCUACAUCAAGCGUUGCUGUAAGGGCUUCUGCAUCGACAUCCUCAAGAAGAUCGCCAAGUCAGUCAAGUUCACCUACGACCUCUACCUGGUGACCAACGGCAAACAUGGCAAGAAGAUUAAUGGCACGUGGAACGGCAUGGUCGGGGAGGUGGUGGUGAAGAACGCUCACAUGGCGGUGGGCUCCCUCACCAUCAACGAGGAGAGGUCAGAGGUCAUCGACUUCUCCGUGCCGUUCAUAGAGACCGGCAUCAGCGUCAUGGUCUCCCGCAGCAAUGGGACGGUCUCCCCCUCUGCCUUCUUGGAGCCCUUCAGUGCAGAUGUGUGGGUGAUGAUGUUUGUGAUGCUGCUGCUGGUGUCGGCGGUCGCUGUCUUCGUGUUCGAGUAUUUCAGCCCGGUCGGGUACAACCGCUGUCUGGCAGAUGGCAGAGAGCCGGGCGGUCCAUCAUUCACCAUCGGCAAGGCCAUCUGGCUGCUCUGGGGUCUGGUGUUCAACAACUCCGUCCCCGUUCAGAACCCCAAGGGAACCACCAGCAAGAUCAUGGUGUCCGUCUGGGCCUUCUUCGCCGUCAUCUUCCUGGCCAGCUACACGGCCAACCUGGCUGCCUUCAUGAUCCAGGAAGAGUACGUGGACCAGGUGACUGGGCUCAGCGACAAAAAGUUCCAGAGGCCGAACGACUACGCACCGCCCUUCCGCUUCGGCACAGUCCCCAACGGCAGCACGGAGAGGAACAUCCGGAACAAUUACAAAGAGAUGCAUACCUACAUGGUCAAGUUCCACCAGAAGAACGUGGACGAGGCACUGUACAGCCUAAAGACCGGCAAGCUGGAUGCCUUCAUAUAUGACGCAGCCGUGCUGAACUACAUGGCUGGCAGGGAUGAAGGCUGUAAGCUGGUCACCAUCGGCAGCGGAUACAUCUUUGCCACCACAGGCUAUGGCAUCGCGAUUCAGAAGGACUCUGGUUGGAAGAGGUCGGUGGACCUGGCCAUCCUGCAGCUCUUCGGAGAUGGUGAAAUGGAGGAACUGGAGGCGCUUUGGCUGACUGGCAUCUGCCACCAUGAAAAGAACGAGGUGAUGAGCAGCCAGCUGGACAUCGACAACAUGGCGGGGGUUUUCUACAUGCUGGGGGCGGCCAUGGCGCUCUCGCUCAUCACCUUCAUCUGCGAGCACCUCUUCUAUUGGCAGCUGCGCUUCUGCUUCAUGGGUGUCUGCUCCGGCAAGCCCGGCAUCACAUACUCCAUUAGUAGGGAAAUCUACAGCUGCAUCCAUGGUGUCCAGAUCGAGGAGACCAAGUCACCCAUGAAUUCGCCCUCAGCCACCAUGAACAACACGCAUUCCAACAUCAUGAGGCUGCUGCGAACGGCCAAGAACAUGGCCUCGCUCUCGGGAGUCAAUGGCUCUCCGCACAGCGCUUUGGACUUCAUCCGGCGCGAAUCAUCUGUCUACGACAUCUCAGAGCACCGGCGCAGCCUGGCUGGCCACUCAGACUGCAAGCCGCCCUACCUGGCCGAGGACAACAUGUUUAGCGACUACAUCAGCGAGGUAGAGAGGACGUUUGGGAACCUGCAAUUGAAGGACAGCAACCUGUACCAAGACCACUAUCUGCACCACUACCCGGGUUCGGGGUCCGGGCUAGCCUUGGGCAUGUCCGGGCCCCCACCCAAUAGACCACAUAGUCUUGGGAGUGCAAGCUCAUUAGAGGGUGGCAUGUUUGACUGUGAUAGUCUUGGGGGUGGGGUGGCCCCAAUUUUCACCACUCAACCUCGACCCUCUCUGACACACAGAAACAAUAAUAAGUUUGACCUGAUUGCUGGCCAGACCCCAUCCUCUGGUCAAGGGUUUAAGCAAGGAUUAGCGGACCUUUACGGGAAAUUCUCUUUCAAAGGUGCAGCCUCCAGCUCUGGGUUUAUUGCGGGACAGGACCGGUACUGUGGGGGAGGAUUUGGAGGGGGUGGAGACGACGGGAACAUUCGGUCAGAUGUGUCAGAUAUUUCCACUCACACGGUCACCUAUGGCAACCUGGAAGGGAACGCCAAGAAGCGCAAACAGUAUCGGGAUAGCCUGAAAAAGAGGCCUGCCUCGGCUAAGUCGAGACGGGAGCUGGAUGAGAUCGAGCUCGGGUACAGGAGGCGGCCCCACCACUCUGCACACCACCACUACCAUGGGUCCCAAGCCCACCGCUCGGCCUCCCCACCCCUGUUUCCAUUGGACCGGAAGUCCCAAAGAGGGACAGGAGGUGCUGGUGGUAACUGCUCUUCAUAUAUGUUCCGUGACAAAGAGGGCUUAAGGGACUUCUACUUGGACCAGUUUCGGCCAAAGGAAGGGGUGCCUCAAUGGGAGCAUGUGGAUUUGACUGAUGGUCCUGGAGGUGGUGGGGGAGGCCUGGUGAGUGGAGCAGGUGGAUGUGGUGCUGGUGGUGUGGCCGGAGCGGGGGGUAACUGUACCAGUCUGGUGCCGGUGGAUGACUUCAUGAAAGGCAAAGGCAAGAAGCCAGAUUGUAAGAGCGGCGUGGUGGGCGGAGUGAAUACAGGUGCCUCUGGUCCACAGACUGUCCCAGGGGUCACCAGCGGAGGACUGGCUGGGGGGGAUUGGGAGUGCCGAAACUGCCGUGCAGGUGCAGGCGUCAAGCAGAUGUCCCUGCAUGGGAGUGGGGUAAGUGGGGGUGGAGUGUAUUCAGGAGGACCUGGAGUAGGCAGCUGUGGGACCUCAGUGGGCGGAGUAGUGGGUGGUAACAGUCGUCCCAGUUCAGCCACCUGCAUGCGGUGUGAAGCCUGCAAGAAGACAAGCAACUUGUAUGACAUCAGUGAGGACAACAACCACCUUUUGGAACAACUCAGUGGAGGAAUGGGAGGCACGGGAGCUGGAGGGGUACAGUCCCAGACCCAGGCCCAGCGGAGAAAAUCUGGGCUGGGUGGCAAGGCCUUGCGACGGCAACACUCAUAUGACACCUUUGUAGACCUGCAGAAAGAGGAGGCUGGCGGGGUUGGGGUCAUGGGGGGAGUGGGCAUGGGGGGUAUGGGAGCUGGAGGUGCAGGGGGGAUGUUGCCCCCACCCAGGAGUGUGAGCCUGAAAGACAAAGAUCGCUUUGCGGAGGGCGGGAGUCCAUAUGCCCACAUGUUUGAACGACAUGGAGGAUCGGAAAGAGACCGAGACAGAGAUCCACUCUUCUUUGGUGGAGAGAGGGCAAAGGGGGCCUCCCCCUUUGGGCUGUUCCGAGGGGGUGAGGGAGGCCUGCAUCGUCGAUCAUUUGGGGAGAGAGACAGCAGGGAUAGGGAGAGCGAGAUGAUGGGAGGUGGAGGAGGUGGUGGAGGGGCGUAUUCCUUGUCUCAAUCCCUCUACCCUGACAAGGUGAACCAAAAUCCCUUUAUCCCUACCUUCGGGGAUGACCAGUGCCUCCUUCAUGGAGCCAAAUCAUACUACAUAAAGAAGCAGCAGCAGCAGCAGCAACAGCUCAUGAAGGGUAGCCGGAGUGACUUCAGGGGCUCUAUGGGCGUGACUUCCUUCCUGCCCGCGUCUGCCACAGCCGGGGUGAUGGCCAACGUGGCCCCAAGGUUUCCCAAGGAGCUGUGCCUUGGUGGGGUAGGUGGCGGCCUGGGGAACCACCUCGGGGGCCCCAGCAACAACAAGCUCCUGCCCUCCCGGGACGGGCUGGGCUUGGGCCAGGUACAGAGGUCCUUCAACACCUCCAGCAAUGGGCACGUGUAUGAGAAGCUGUCCAGCAUAGAGUCUGAUGUGUGA
Molecule: messenger RNA, 7294 nt
Organism: Brienomyrus brachyistius
Lineage: Eukaryota; Metazoa; Chordata; Actinopteri; Osteoglossiformes; Mormyridae
Product: glutamate receptor ionotropic, NMDA 2B-like
Exons: 18
Coding region: 2066-7294 (1742 amino acids)
Biological process (GO): monoatomic ion transport; synaptic transmission, glutamatergic; long-term synaptic potentiation
Cellular component (GO): plasma membrane; NMDA selective glutamate receptor complex; postsynaptic membrane
Molecular function (GO): transmitter-gated monoatomic ion channel activity involved in regulation of postsynaptic membrane potential; NMDA glutamate receptor activity
Source: RefSeq, a predicted model, not a curated record